Molecule: messenger RNA, 852 nt
Organism: Symbiodinium pilosum
Lineage: Eukaryota; Dinophyceae; Suessiales; Symbiodiniaceae
Source: the annotation of a GenBank genome assembly
GAGUUGGACUUCAGCAACAACAACUUCAGCACGCUGGACGUUGGGGUCUUUGAGGGCCUUGCGAAGCUAGAAUCUUUGACGCUCCUAAGCAACCCCAUCCGCGAGCUUCCUCCCGGUCUUUUGAAUGGACUUUCGAACUUGCAGCUGUUGGAUUUGGGCUCGACCUUGCUAACGACCCUGCCUGCAGGGCUUUUUACUGGGCUGGACAACCUAGUUGUGUUGGACCUGCGCCGGUCACAGCUGAGCACGCUGCCUGCUGGGGUCUUUGCCGGGCUGUCCUCGCUUAGAAGUGUGAGCCUUCUGAAGAACUUCCUGCAGACUCUGCCCGAGGGUAUCUUCCAGGAGCUUCCGUCCUUGGUGGGCUUGAACUUGAUGGACAAUCGCUUGAGUGAGCUUCCUGCCAGGCUGUUCGAUAGGCUCCCCGCCCUGAAGAAUUUACAUCUCAAUUCCAACAAGCUAGCGUCACUUCCUGAUGUUCUCUUUGCUGGAUUGAUAUCUCUGCGGACGUUGGACUUGUCCUCGAACCGGAUCCUCGCGCUUCCCGUGGGGCUCUUUGAUGAUUUGCCGGCGCUCCACACGUUGGAUUUGUCAUCCAACCAGAUAAGUAUGCUUCCCUUGGGGCUUUUUGACAGUCUUGCUGGUCUCCGGACACUGAACUUGACUUCGAAUCGACUGGCAGUGCUGCCCGCAGGGCUCUUCGAUGGGCUAGUUGGGCUCCAAGUACUGGAUUUGCGCAACAACCCGCUCAGCACACUGCCAGCAGAUCUCUUUGCUGGUUUGCACUCGCUGCGACACGUGUGUUUGAACAGCAAUUCUUCGUGCAUGGACUGGCGUCUUAGCUGGGAUGGCUGA